Molecule: messenger RNA, 7911 nt
Organism: Sebastes umbrosus (honeycomb rockfish)
Lineage: Eukaryota; Metazoa; Chordata; Actinopteri; Perciformes; Sebastidae
Gene: tspan9a
Product: tetraspanin 9a
Exons: 7
Coding region: 774-1814 (346 amino acids)
Cellular component (GO): membrane
Source: RefSeq, a predicted model, not a curated record
GAGUUGGGGGAGGAAGAGGAGGAGGGCAGCGCUCUUGUAGGGAGAUAGGGAAUGCCCGUUAGUUGCGUCUGCCGAUAAUAGCACAUCAGCCAGAGCGCUGCUAUUGGCAGAGCAGAGCGCAGGCAGUGCGGAGGACUGAGCUGCUGAGCACAGAAUGGUACACUAGAGAAGACAGGCACACUCAGAAAGAGGACAGAGUGAAGGAAGAGAGAGUGCAUCAGAGCACGCUGAGAAGAGGAGGAGAAGAGAAGGGGCAGAGGCAGUGGAGAGAGGACGGGGGAGAAAAGUUACCAGGUCAGCAAGAUAACGUGGAAGUGGAGCAGCUGAGACUCACUGGGGUCUCUCUCCUGCUGGAGCAGCCCGGCAGCAAUAAGCAGCACAGGAGGAGAGUGAUAUUACAUAGAAGGGAUAGAGGGAGUGCUGUAACUUCAUCCCGGAAAGACAGUCCUGUCAAAAGGCGAGGGGUAAUGCUUUCUUCUGCACAGCCACUUCAGGACUAUCACAGCAAGACAGCAGACAGAAGACACUUCAGCCUGGCAUAGGUGCCCUGAAAUGUGCAGUUCUACUCACGUCUGCACUGGAGACUUUCUUUCCCAACUGUGCGCUCUGAGGUGGAUGUAGUGUUUCUGUGAGGCUUUUUAUGUUUUUGUUUUUUGCUUCAGAGUGUGAAGCACUGGACACUUGGGAGGGCGAUUUGUUCUGUCCUGUCAUCCCUGAGACUAUGGUAGACUGUGCGUCAGGGAGCCCUUCAUCAGCAGCUGCAGCCCUAGAGCAUGGAGAAGUCCAGCAGUGAGGAGUCAGCCAUUCACCGUAGCCCCUCAGUAGAUAGCCGCGACUCCGAUUUUGCCCAAGCCUCCACGUCUGGCCGUCCGUUUGGCGGCCGCGGCUUCACUGCCGGCGCAUUCUACGGCUCCACGGGGCCACGCAAAAACGCACAGCAGGGGCAGGCUGGAGCAGCAGCAGCAGCAGCUGACGCCACCGCCAGCGCAGCAGACAAGACUAACAACAAGUACAGCUCCCCCAAAGGCAGCAAAUACGUAGUCUUUUACCUGGAUCUAUCAUUUGUGUUCCUUUUAGAAUUCAAGAAGUGCAACAUGGCAAGAGGCUGCCUCUGCUGCUUGAAGUAUAUGAUGUUCAUCUUCAACCUCAUCUUCUGGUUAUGCGGCUGUGGGCUGCUCGGCGUGGGCAUCUGGCUCUCUGUGUCGCAGGGCAGCUUCGCCACCUUCUCGCCCUCAUUCCCCUCACUGUCAGCUGCCAACAUGGUCAUCGCCAUCGGCGCCAUCGUCAUGGUAACGGGCUUUCUCGGCUGCCUGGGUGCCAUCAAGGAGAACAAGUGCCUGCUUCUGAGCUUCUUCAUUGUCCUGCUGAUAAUUCUCCUGGCAGAGCUGAUAUUGCUCAUCCUGUUCUUUGUGUACUCAGAUAAGGUGAGUGAGAACGCCAAGCAGGAUCUGAAGGAUGGGCUGGCUCUCUACAACUCAGAAAACAACAUAGGCCUGCGAAAUGCCUGGAACAUCAUCCAGGCAGAGUGGAAGUGCUGCGGUGUGAUAGCAUACACCGACUGGCACGAGGCCCUGAAGGAGAAGGUAGUACCUGACCGCUGCUGCCAGGAGCAUUACCAGAACUGUGGGCAGAACUCCACAAACAUGUUCUGGAACAGGGGCUGCUUCGAGAAAGUGGAGGAAUGGCUGGAUGACAACAAGCACCUGCUGGGAACCAUAGGCAUGGUCAUCUUGGUAGUGCAGCUCCUGGGCAUGGCGUUCUCCAUGACGCUGUUCCACCACAUCCACAGAACAGGGAAGAAGUACGAUGCUUAGCCUUGAGGGGAGGCACCCAAUGGAGAGGAGCCCCACUGCCUGAUGGGAUAAGACUCUGAUUUAAACACCCCUCACUUUACAAACCCCCCCAACCCCACCCCCCGUCCCAGACCUUCUGUACAGAUUCCAGCUGUGUCCCCGCUCCGUUCUGCUCUCACCAUUCAUUUUGCCAAAGAGUAACACAACUGGAAGAGAAGGGACACCUACUUUUGGCAAGGAAGAGAAUCCCAUUGGUUGUCGCUCCUCUUGAGUACAUUUCUAUUUUUAUUUUAUUGUCUCUUUUUUCUUUUUUUUUUUUGCCUUGGACUAACAAUUUGCUGGAAGGAAGGACGGACUUUGAGACAAUGAAGACUUUACUAAUGCCCACACACCCCACUCCCAGGCAAAGAGAACACAUGAAACUGAUAAUACCCUCCACCUCUUGUGGAGUUUCUUUUUCCUCAUGUCGAUUCAAGUCCCCCUUUUCACUUGUAAAUGAAAAAAGUUCCAACACGGCAUGCUAGUUUUCUACUUUACUGAUUUACCUUUGUCCUUGAAAUGUCAAACGUCUCCAUUUUUCCUGUUUUUUCUUUUUGUACGUCAAUGACGCUCCUGUGGAAUGUAAGUGUUGAACAGAUCAGUGCAAUGAGCUCUCAGAUAUGUGUGUGUGUGUGUGUGUUUGUGUGUGCGUGUGUGUGUGUGGGGUUGGAUUUGACGUGAUGCUGCUGCGGAUAGGCACAGACAAGUGGGGAUGGUGUUUAAUGUAAUUCAUAUUUUUAUUUCAUUCAGCUAUAGAGAGCUUUGGGAAAAAGUGAGCGUGAUGGAGGAACGUCAUGUUAGCGUGAGAAAUCAUCAGUGGAUUUAUUUUACACCAAAUUCUGCAGUAUCCUCUGAAUAAUAAAUUGUAAAUGCACAAAUCUGCCUGUGAACACACACUCACAGACACACUUUGUACUGACACACGGCAGCAGUAUUCCCAUUCCCUAUGAGACAAUACAAAUGGUGUAAGAUGGCUGUUUAUUAGCGCUCCACCAGGACUGUCAAGUGAAGAGAUCUGGGUGAUGUAGUUCCCCCUUGGAGAAUACAGACUGAAACGUGUGUGUGCAGUUGUGUUUUAUCACAUUGUCCUUGCUGCAGAGGAAAAAAAAAAUACCAGCCAUAGAAACACGGAGCAAAGCAAGGGAAGGGGGGGCAAAAACAGAGCAGACAUGAUGUCUUCCCGCUACCAUCAAUUGUGUUGGCGGAGGCGGCUAGAGACCAUCUCUCCUGUAUUCUUAAGAUCUCAUCCAUUUGCUCUGCCUUCCUCUCACUCUUCCUCUCUCUGGCUGUCAACUCUCCCCUCUCCCCUGCCUCCAUUUUUCCUUUUUUCACCCCAAUUUCUUACCGCAUGUAAGGAAAAGCAAUGAGCUUCAUCCUCCAUACGUACACACAAUAUCUCUGCUGACAUUCCUACUCAUCGCACAGUUACUCUGGUUUGCAACUUCACUGAUUUUACAUAAGCUUCCUUUUCUUGCAGCCACAGUGUGGAGGGGGUGGCGGCGGCAGUGUAGGAGGAUCAAAGCUGAGACAGAUAGGUAUGGCAACAUGCCCUAUAGGACAUGUCUGUUUAUGUCUGUUUACUGCUGAUUCGCCACAGGAGGCCUGAGCAUCAGCCUGACUCCCUUAAGACUGAGCACAAUCUAUAUGUGCUGUGGCGACUUUAAAGAAAAUGCCCUCCAGUGUGUCUGCUCCAGGCCUUCACAUCUUCUCUGAGCAUGUGAGAGGCGGAGGUGUAAAAAGACUAUUGUUAAAGGAUGAUUUUCAGUUUCAGCCGCCAUUUGGUUAUGAUUGUUGUCGCCAGCUUUGAUAACAUUGUACUCACCAAGUAAAUGCAAUACAACAUUUCAACAAUGGGGCAAGAAACAGUAGCAGUCAGACGAUCAGAGAGGUUUUGAACAGGCCAAUAGUUUAACCAGAUUAACUACCAUUUUAUUCAUAUUACUACUCAGCAAUAAUCCAUUGAUAAACUGGAAAACUGUGUCCACACGUGUACAGCAACAGGUUGAAGUUGAACCGGAAAGUCAGUCUGUAAACUCUGAUGGACACAACAGACGGUUUAAGUAAUAAUUUUACUGUUCACCUUUAGUUUCUCUUCCAAAUAAAAUUUGGCUAAUCUGGGAGUUGUUUAAAAAACCUGUAUGAUCGUCUGACUGCUCCUGUUCCUUACGCUGAUCAUCAGAUUGAAUAUUCCAUUCUUCACGGAAGACAGUUUGGCCUAUUGCCAUGUUGCUUCAUUUCAAUACCCAUCAUGACAUUGUGUUCAUAUUAGCCAGCCGUUCUCUGUAUGGGAAGGCGGGGUGUUAUUCUGCCUUCAAUCAACAGUGACUUGCCUAUCUGAUGUGACAAUGUCAUUUCCACACAAACGCGGGUUACGAGGACCCGCUGCCGUCUCCGGCAACGGUCGACAAAAUAUGCUGAUGCAAAAGCCCCGCACACCCACCCAGGUGUUUUCAAUUACCCUGGCUGAUUAGAUCCAUCCAUUGUGGGGAAAUUUGGAGGGCACUGUGUGGUGCAUAAAUUUCACACAAUUCGUUAUACUGAAAAGGCAGGAUGGUUAAAAAUGAAUUGAAGUGAUUUUCGGACACAGCCUGUUUUUCUGGCUCUGGCACAGAUAGACGUCCCCAUUGCACUGAUUGGCUGGCUUGUUCCUCCAACGACCAAAAAACACCUGUCAGUAGAGUGGUGCAGGGAUGGAAUAUUUUUGUAGGCCAACCAGGAAGUUAGCAUCGCCCUGGUUCCCUCGAUGAUGUUUAGUAGUCUCAUUUAGUAACUUGUUGGCAACCACCUUUUUUUAAGAUGCAUAAAGGCUUCAAAAUUCACGAGUGGGAAAUUAAUUGAUGUAUUUUAUGUCGUAGAACAAACAUUAGAAUCUCUUCAGCUUGUGUUAACCACACACUUAUUACAGGCAUCUAACGAAAAACCCUUUCAAGAAACCCAUUGACUUCCAGACGAGGAACAGGAAAGUGCUUAAAUGAUAAUUCAUUUCUUUUAGGACUCGUUCUGUAGCACUCUAUGAGUACAAGACUUUUUUUUCAAUUGGUCGAAAAAGAUGUGACAGAUGUGGGCAGCAAUCCAAGAAGGCCUAGAACCAGGCUGUGUUUUUCUGGCCCCAUCAGACUUCCCAGAUCUCUGCAAAGAACUUAUCACUGGUAGGAAUGACAGCCAAAACUACAACAAUAAAACCAAGUUGGAUUAUCAGGAGAGGUCAGGUGAUCAUUUGUUUAGCUGCUGUUGGAAACCGAGUAGAGAAAUCAUUGGACCAGAAGCAUCUGCGUUCUAAAUUGUAAUCCAAGGUUAUCGUUGACGGGAGUUUAUUGCUUUGGAUGAAGCCUUGGAACUCAGACACUGUGCGUUGCUGCUACAUGGGCUAACAUUACCCAGCAAGAUUCACUCAUUAGACAUUCUUCCAGUCUGGCAGCCUGCAUGCUCCGAGUAUCACCUGAAGUCAUUCUUAACGAGUUUUUUUUUAUCGGUUUGAUAAUGAUUUAAUCUGAGAGACACAGUUUUAGGAAGAGGUUCGUGCAUCGGGGAGCAACAGAAUCUGGAUGUGAUGUGCAGCGACCCUGCUGGCUGUGAUUCACUGCCUGCCCCCAUAUGCUCCGACUCUCCUUGUUGUGUCCACGGGGGGAACAUGACAGCUGCUGAUGUACAGCGCAGGCACGAGUGGUCACAUCUCCUCUGCUUGGCUGCCUCCACAAACUCUCUACACAUCCCUUAUUACUGCCUCGCUCUGCAGACACCCGGCGCUACAUAUACAGUAGCUGGCAGCAGUGACACUGUGGAAAUACAGCUGUGCUCUUUAGACGCCUGCGAGCCGCUGGGAGGUAUAUCCUGCACCCGGGAGGGGUUAUAGGAGAAAUAGCUGUAUCUAGUUCUGUAAAUCAGACUGCAUUGUAGCCCUAACUGCAGGCAAGACCGAAAAAGAUGCUGCAGAAAAUGUGAGAAUGGAGUGGAGUAAAAACAAAUCCAAUGUCUGUCUCCAAAUCUGACGUCAUACUUUUCAGAGAGCCAGCCUGCAAAACUCGAACUCUUUGCCCCGACUGAUCCGACAUCCUGACCUUUUUCUCCUCCGUGUGAACUCCCUUUCAGCUCCGCCACUGUCACCAUAGAUUUCGCGGGUUUUUGUCAAGAGAAAAUGUUCCUUCAUGUUUUUUUAGGAUGCAGGGAUGAUUGCCGUUUUAACAAAACGCUGUUUAAUUAGGUUAUUUUUGUACAUUGGUUGUCGCUGUUUUAAUGUUUGUUUUUAUACGAUAUGUUGUUUUUUUUUCUUGUUGUAGGCUGUUUUAAAUGGCUUUUAUUAUUUUUAUUUUUCCAUUCAUGACAGAGGCUCAUAGUCGCUCAUUGUGAGACCCUGACACCAUUAAGCAUUUGUUUCAUAGAGGAUUAGUCUUUGCGAUGUUCCUCUACAAGGUGCAAAAAAAACCCGCCUUUCUGUCUUAACAUUGCUACAGGCAGUUGAAGCAAUUAAGUCAGAAUUGAUAGAGAGGGGAAAUUUGGCAUAUAGCAUCAGUUGAAGCCCACAAAAGACGUACUGCACGCUUGUCGUCGUGCUUCUCUCUAUUAAGACCUGGUUUAAUUAAAUUAGGACGUGCUGGUAUAAUCUGCAGUGUGUCUUUUAAAACUGCCAGUGUAAGACCCAUUAUGUAUUUCCUAGAGCAUGAUCUAUUAGAUGACACUGUACAACACAGAGCUCAUGUCACUGCAGUAUAUCAGCUCCCGGAUGUAAAUAUGCUCAUUUUUACAACUGAUGUAACUUACUGUUAUACUUUACCUCUUGUAAUCACAUUGACAGUUCAUUGCCAUUGUGAAUUGCCCUAACAACCCAUGCUCUUUUGUGCUCAUUUACAGACACGCAGUAUCUUCCACCCAUAUGUUAUCCAUCCUCUCAUGUUUUGAUAGUUUUUCUGCCUCUGUGAAGCGCAGGAGUAGUGUCAAUUUGAUGUAAAUUUGUGUUUUUUGUCAGUAUGGUUUUCAUAUUUUAUUUGCAUCUUGUAGUAAGUAAGACACAUUUUCUGUUUUUUUGUUGUUUUUUUGGGGGGAAGGAGUAUAAAGUAUUCCUUCUUAUCCAUGGAAGCACUCCCAGUAAGCCACGAAGCCGGUAAAGGAAGAAUGCACAGGCAGUAAUUGGGUUUUGUCUGCUGUGAAGAAUUUUGAGACCUAGAAGCUAUUUUUUUAUUAUUAUUUUAUUUUUUUGCCACCUCCGACAUAUUAUUUCUGUAAUCUCCUCCUAAUCCUUCCCCCGUGCUACAGCUGAAUAUCUGAGCAGUGGAAAUGUAUGCUCUAGAAAUGGUGUGUUUGAUGUUGUGUUCUGCUGGGUGGCACUAUCUGAUACCUGCCAGCCCUGUCCUGUGGAGUUUUCUGCUACAUGUGAAAGCACUCUGAAUAUCUAUACUAGGUGGUGCACUACCUUCUCUUUAUUCUCCAAAUCAACUAUUUUUUUAAAUAAAGGAAAGAGUGUCACAAAAAUCCCACGAUACCGUACGCUCAUUGCCUUUCAUGUUUAAUGACUCGAUGCUCCUGAUGUAUUCCCUUUUUUAUGUCACCGUCAAUUUUUCAGGCAGCAUUUAAACAGUGUUUGAUGCUGAAAUUUUUUGGGGGGAGUUGGAAGACAGGACUUGGCAUGAAGAGCAAAGUGAAGCGGUGUCACAGCGGAUCCCAUGGUGUAUUAAAUGAAAGAGUGGCAUCGCCGCCUUAUAAUGGCCUCUUUUUUUAAGGAAUAACAAAACCUGCGGGACUGUUGUCCUAAAGACGCUGAGAUGAGCUAAUGGUAGUCAGCCAGUCGAGCAUAGGGGUUUUUGUAAAGAACAAAAGGGAGAUGAUGAAAGUGGGAACCAUCGCCAAUUUGUCUCCACAGCAUGGAGUGAGCAGCAGAGUAUUUUUGUACGGAGCUUUAUCCCUUUUUUAACCCAAUUGUUAUUAGGCCCAUGUGUGAUAGUGAGUGGAGUUUAUUGUGCCAUUCCAUCCUGGCUUUUGUUUUUACAUCCACUGUUCCUUCUAUGCAAAUAUAUGACCUAUUUUAGCCUUUGUACAGAUUAUUUUGUAUGAGUAACAUGUACUGAAAUAAAGUAAACAGAAUCAA